Anthonomus grandis grandis is the source of this 1057-nucleotide messenger RNA. RefSeq lists its product as uncharacterized. Lineage: Eukaryota; Metazoa; Arthropoda; Insecta; Coleoptera; Curculionidae. The record is from RefSeq and is a predicted model, not a curated record. The coding region runs from base 527 to 862 and encodes 111 amino acids. The transcript is spliced from 2 exons.
CUCUUUUUUACGCUCCUAAAAUGCGAAACAAAAUUUUACAUAAGAUAUAUUAAAAAAUACGUUUCUUAUUUAAGAUUAAUAUAUGUAGAGGGUGUUACAAAAUUCGGUGCACAUAUUUUAAGUGUAUUAUCAGACUUUUUUUUCCUAUAAAAGUUGGUCCUAAAAUGUUUUCCCUCAGAGCUACAGCCCGCCCAAGUUGCUUGAAAAACAACGAUUAUUUGAAACAGUGACUAGAGUUUGUAACGAAGUUACUAAAUUAUCUGUAAUUUUCUUAUUUAUCUAUAGAAAUAGUCGGUUCUUUUUCCAACUUACAUUAAUAAUUUUUAACAUUCGAAUUGACAACUAAGCUUUGCUCAGUAAAUUUAGGAAAGUUUCUAUUUUGUUAAUAAACGCGCAGCACCGUUUGUGUCCAUACCACCACUACUGUUACCGCGUUUACUGAGUACCGCGCAUGUUCGUUCUCUAUAUAACCCGAUGCACUGACCGGCAGUAGGUGCUGCAACAGUCCCUGGAACGAGAAGCGCGAAUGCAGCAAACGAUCAAUGAGCUUACUGAAGAGAUAAGGCAGCUCCGGCGUCAACUCACCGAAAAAUUGGCAGCUGCCCCUUCCGCCCCUGAAACCACUCCAAUAAUGGUAUCUGUCUCCGCAAUGGAAACAAACCCUUCUACCCCCAAAGAAUAUGACGACGACCCAAAAGGAGGAGAAGGAACUCCGCCCCCUCCCCAAAAGAGCAAUCACAAACCCAAGUCUCCACAAAAACCCCCACAGCCUGGUUUCAGAAAUCAGCCCCCUCUCCAACCUGUCCCACAAGCCCCUAAAAGGGAAAAAAUCCAACCUAUCGUCCUAAGAGACAAAACUUGAUGCGAUCAAAUAACUGCUCACCUAAACCAAUUAAAGAUUAAUUUUGGUCAUACCGUCAAUAUACGUGACGGUAUCAAAAUUCACCCACAAACCAUCGAUGAUUAUCGCAAAACCCAGUCCUUCCUUGAAAACCACAAGGAGCAAUUUCAUUCCUUCUCUCUCCCAGAAGAAAAAAGGUUAUACGUAGUGCUUAGA